Molecule: messenger RNA, 492 nt
Organism: Ectocarpus siliculosus
Lineage: Eukaryota; Phaeophyceae; Ectocarpales; Ectocarpaceae
Source: the annotation of a GenBank genome assembly
AUGGCGUGGGUUUUUCACGACAGGUUCUUCCUGGUGCUCGCGGAGAGCAUGUACCACACGUCGUUCGCGCCGUUCCUGACGAGCGUGCUGUCGUUUCCCACGGGGACGGUGGGGUUCCUCCUGUCCUUCAUGGGCAUGGUGGCGGCCCUGACGAACGCGUUUCUCGUGGGGGCGCUGACGAAAAGGUUCGGGGAGAGGCCGCUCCUGGCGUCGUCGCUCGUGGUCUUGGCGGGCGGGUGGGUGAUGUGGUCCACCAUCAGCGGCAGUCUCCCGGCGAUCGUGGUGUCGCUGACGCUGGCCGGCGUCGGCGGCAACGUGUUCCAGACCGUCAACAAGGAUUCCGUGGCGCAGCACGCGCCACCGGAGCUCGUGGGCACUGUCAUGGGGAUGUCGGGGUUUGCGGAGUCGGCCCGCGGAGGCGAUGACGCUGGGGGGGAGAAGGGGCCCGGGCUUCACAACAGAGGGAGCAGGAGCUACACCAAGAUAAAGUAG